AGAAGCAAGAAGAAAACCAUAAAGUCUCAAAAUCCUGAAACCAUAACACAUCAGUCCACUUUGAGGUAAAAACUGAAAUUUUCCAUCUAUUAUCUCGAAAUUAUUUCUGAACCAAAGUUGUAGCCCCGGACGAUACAAAUCCAGCCCAACAAACGGCUCGUGAUUUCGUUAAGUAACGAAGAAGAUAUGGCCAAAAUACCGGGACUGCGCCAGUGGUGGCGAGCUCCUCGGGUUGGCUAUGUUUCCUCACCAUAUCCAUGUUGUUUCAUUCCAAACACUUACCAUAAACUCUCUAACGAUUAUUAGGAACAUCCGGAAGGUAUCAUAGAGAAGGUUGGGUGUUGAAAUAUUGAAGUUAGUGAGUUAAUUGUCGGAAUCAUGUUCAUCGACAUACCCGAAAUUCUGGACAGCAACUAUCCCUUGACUUUAGGUCCGAUUUACGCUAUCUUACAUAUGUUAAAACGAAAUACUUUCUGUACGAAAGUUGUAGCCUUACAUCUUAGGAAUCCACAGAAUCAAACGGUUUGCAAUUCCGUGAAGAAACGAUGGAGAUAUGCCCAAAUUACCGCAGGCUAUCCAGUUGUGACGGAAAUGACAAAGUUGGUGAAUUUCGAUGUUGUUUCCACUCCCGCUCAUCCGUAAGGUUUCGGCCAAUGAUUUCCAGGUCUGUACCCUUGCGUUAGACUUGUCGAAUCAUUCAUUACAUACGUACACGAACAUAUAUAUUAAUCCAUAUGUUGAAACCAUCCCAAAAUAUAUAUGUGAUGCAUAUAUAAGUCAUCUAUAUGUUCAGAUCAAAAUACACCAAUCCAUAAAGUUAAUAUACACGUAAGUAAAUAUAAACUUUGGAAAUCAACCCAACAAUAUGUAUAGAUUAAUAAAAGAUGUUUAAAAGACUUAAAGAAGUAUUUUGGACACUCAAAAUAUCAAGAGAAAGAUUCGCAGACCCAAACGGUUGACACAAACGGUCGACCGUCAUAUUAAACUUCGAAACGGACCACUACUGUCAGCAAAACGGUCGACCGCCGUCGGUGAACGGUCGACCGUCGCCAGCCCAGCAGAACGCCGCCGUUCCAACAAGUCAACAACGGUCGACCGCCGGUCAACCACGGUCGACCGUCACGGUGAUCCAGAAAUCCGACGAGUUGAAAUAUAGCACGGUCGACCGCCGUGCUAAACGGUCCACCGUUCCGAGCCCCGUAGCUUAAUUAAAAGAUAUUUUUAUCAGAUUUCACCCAAAUAAAAUAAAGUAUAUUUAUCCAUUCAUAUUGUUUACAAAUUGUUCAUAUCAUAUGACUCAUAUCAUCACACAUAUUGUAGCAUAUCAUAUCAUAUGCAUGCGUAAGAGAUCAUGCGUAAUUGCGUCUCUUAUAGCGUGAUGUGCGGGACUUAGCAGUCCGACAUCACCCGUUCCGGGCUUAGUGUACGUACAUGGUAUUCAGGUUUCGAGUACCACCCCUAUUUUUCUAGUCUCUCCUCAUUCGUGAGACUAAGGCCGCGUGAGUUCGUCGUACCAAAUGGGCGAAUCUCAUAGCGCAAGGGUGUCCUUGCAAGUUAUAGGAUCAUGCAUCAUGUUACCAUCAUCAAGUACAAUUACAUUGAUUACAUAGGUGUCAUGUAAUCAUCAUCAAGAAAAAGUAUAUUGAUUACAUUGGUAUCAUGUAAUCAUCCUCACAAGCAAAUUGAUUAAAUGUGCCAUCAUGUAAUUAUCAUUAAAUAUUUAUCAUCAUGAUUCAUCAAAUUGACCAUAUGAUAAUAUGUGUCAUAUCAUGAAUGUUACUAUACAUUAUGUGGACAUAUAUAUAUAUGUAUAUGUAUAUGUCUGUGAAUCAUUCUACAAUUCUAGCGUGGUACCACUCAGCGGUUUCGCUGAGCGUGUACUUUGUAUUUUUCGUUGACUACACGUAGGUAACAAGAAGACAAUGAUGGAACCAUUCCCGGAGGGCAUUGAGUCAGAGGAGAUGCAAGGAUGGCAGACAAAUGUUUGAUCAUCAGAUUUUAAAAUGUGUCAUGAUUUGAUUAUUAUUAUACUUCCGCAUUACUUUGAAAAUAUUUUUUAAAUGGGUCGCGAUCCAGAGUCUGUAAAUUUGAUAUUUAUAAGAAAUUGUCAUUUUCAAAUGUCAAGCGAAAUUUUGAAUUAACUCUCGUUUCACCUUAAUUCGUAAAAUUCUGGGUUAUACGGAUUGGGG
Messenger RNA from Cuscuta campestris, 2189 nucleotides. NCBI's taxonomy places the organism in Eukaryota, Viridiplantae, Streptophyta, Magnoliopsida, Solanales, Convolvulaceae. The record is from the annotation of a GenBank genome assembly.